Syngnathus typhle (broad-nosed pipefish) is the source of this 4793-nucleotide messenger RNA. RefSeq lists its product as uncharacterized. The transcript is spliced from 2 exons. The coding region runs from base 2592 to 3371 and encodes 259 amino acids. NCBI's taxonomy places the organism in Eukaryota, Metazoa, Chordata, Actinopteri, Syngnathiformes, Syngnathidae. The record is from RefSeq and is a predicted model, not a curated record.
CAUCACUCAAAUAUUGGUGAUCCCGUUGAGAGUCUCACAUAUUUCUUCGCUAUCGAGUUUGCUACUGCAUGCGCAGUGAUACUGACCGGCAGAAUAACAUCCGGUUGUUCCCAGAGAUGAUCUUUUUUCUGAAAUAAUUUUACGUUUACGGACUUAAGUAACCCGGCCGGGUCAUACCAAAGACUAUAAAAAUGGGACCCAUUGCCUCCCUGCUUGGCACUCAGCAUUAAAAAGUCAAAAAAAAAGUCAAAGUCAGCUUUAUUGUCAAUCUCUCCACGUCACAACACACAAAGAGACCGAAAUUACGUUUUCUCUAUCCCACGGUGACGAGACAUAUUACACGAUAUCAAUACAAGUAAGCAACACAAUAUAAAAACAAGAAGGCAAAAAUUCAAACAAUAAAUAGUAAGAGUGAUGAAUAAAUGAUAAAUAAACAGAUUACACAAUAAAUAAGAGGAGCAAAAUGGAGGCAGCAAGCAUAGCGCAAAAGUACAGGACGCUACGCAGAACGGGGAAGCAUGUCAGGAUCCUAACAGCCUGGAGUAUGAAGCUCUUGUUGAGUCUGGUGGUGCGGGAGCGCAGGCCUAACCCUAACCCUAACCCUAACCCUCUUCCCAGAGGGCAGAAGAUUGAACAUAGAGUGAGCGGGGUGACUCACAUCACUCACAAUCGCGGUCACCUUGCGGGUGAGAUGGGAGAUGUAAAUGUCUUUCAAGGAGGGGAGCGAAGCACCAAUAAUGAUCUUACCAGCCGUGUUCACUAUGCGCUGCAGGGCCUUCAAGUUGUAGUCAGUGCAGCUGCCACCCCAAACAGCAAUACAGCUGGAAAGGACGCUCUCAAUGGUGCCACGGUAAAACGUAGUCAUGACGGCCGGAGGAGCGCUCGCUCGCCUGAGUUUCCGCAGGAAGUACAGGCGGCGCUGGGCCUUCUUUGCCAGUGAUGCGGUGUUGGUGGACCAGGAGAGAUCCUCACUGAUGUGCACCCCCAGGAACCUGGCGCUCCCCACUCUCUCCACCACAGCCCCGUCGAUGGUCAGCGGCAGGUGUUGGGUGUGACCCUUCCGGAAGUCAACAACAAUCUCCUUGGUCUUGUCGACGUUCAGCAGGAGGUUGUUGUCCCUGCACCACGUGGCCAGAAGGUCAACCUCCAGCCUAUACUGAGUCUCGUCUCCCUUGGUGAUGAGACCCACCAGAGUCGUGUCGUCAGCAAACAUCACUACGCUGUUGUCGCUGUAAGUUGCAGCGCAGUCAUGCGUCAGGAGGGUGAAGAGCAGCGGACUGAGCACGCAGCCUUGGGGGGCCCCCGUGCUCAGCGUGAUGCUGGCGGAGAUUUUGUCGCCCACACGUACCACCUGUGGCCUCUGACAGAGAAAGUCCAGUAGCCAGUUGCAGAGGUAGGUACUGAGGCCCAGCUUGUCAAGUUUGCUGAUGAGACGUUGUGGCACAAUGGUGUUGAAGGCAGAACUGAAGUCCACAAACAGCAAUCUCACAUACGAGUCCCUCCUCUCCAGGUAGGUGAGGGCCGAGUGGAGGGCAGAGCAGACACCGCUUGGACCGCUUGGCUCGGUACGCAAACUGGAAGGGGUCAAUGUGCUCCAUGACAAGCCGCUCAAAGCACUUCAUGAUGAUGGGCGUAAGUGCCACGGGGCGGUAGUCAUUGAACCAGGACGGAGCAGGUUUCUUCGGCACAGGUACCAUGGUGGCAGCUUUGAAACACGACGGGACGAUGGCCUGCAGGGAAGUGUUAAAGAUGUCUGUGAAGGUUGGAAUUGGGGGGUUAGAUCACCAAAUGAUUCCCGAGCGCGGCGCCGCUGCUGCUCACUGCUCCCCUCUCCCCCAACAGGACAAUGAUCCAAAACAUAAAGCCAAAUCUACAAUGGAAUGGUUCACAAAUAGACGUAUCCAGGUGUUAGAAUGGCCACUUUUCAGUUUUUUUUAUUUGUUAAAAAAGUUUAAAUUAUCCAAUAAAUUUCGUUCCACUUCGCGAUUGUGUCCCACUUAUUUUUGAUUCUUGACAAAAAAUUACAAUUUUAUAUCUUUAUGUUUGAAUCCUGAAAUGUGGGGAAAUGUUGAAAGGUUCAAGGGGGCCGAAUACUUUCCCAAGGCACUGUAUACAUAUAUCACACAACCUUCCAGUGUCAAACCCCGGCCGGGUCAUACCAAAGACUAUAAAAAUGGGACCCACUGCCUCCCUGCUUGGCACUCAGCAUUAAGGGUUGGAAUUGGGGGGUUAGAUCACCAAAUGAUUCCCGGGCGCGGCACCGCUGCUGCUCACUGCUCCCUUCGGGGAUGGGUUAAAUGCAGAGACAAAUUUCACCACACCCACGCACACACACACACACACACACACACACACACACACACACACACACACACACACACACACACACAUAUAUAUAUAUAUAUAUAUAUAUAUAUAUAUAUAUAUAUAUAUAUAUAUAUAUAUAUAUAUAUGCGCAUAUACAAGGCGCUCUCUGCAUUAUAAGGCGCACUGUGUUUUUUUGAAGACAUUUUAAGUUUUUUGAGGAAACUUUAAGUUUUUAUGUACGAACAUACGUAUGUGCGUGUGUAAUGUAUGUAUUUGAUGUAUGAAUGUAUAAUGUAUAUAAAUAUAUAUUGCUGAUUGCGAACCUCGCACACGAACUCCCCAGAUACAGACAGCACGUAACGUGUCCCACCAGAGGGGCAGAGACUCUGGACCACUGCUACACCGUGAUUAAGGAUGCAUACCACUCUGUGGCUCGUUCAGCUUUAGGACUCUCGGACCACUGUCUAGUUCAUCUGGUCCCGGCCUACAGGCAGAAACUAAAAACUUCUAAGCCUGUGGUGAGGACUGUGAGGAAGUGGACAGUGGAGUCAAGCCAGGACCUCCAAGCCUGCUUUGACUGCACUGAUUGGGGAGUUUUCGCAGCUGCAACUUCAGACCUGCAUGAACUCACUGACACUGUCACAUCAUACAUCAGUUUUUGUGAGGAUCUGUGUGUGCAGACUAAGACCUUCUGCACGUACAACAACGACAAACCUUGGUUUACACCGAACCUCAGGAGGCUGCGCAAAUUCAAGGAGGAGGCCUACAGGAGCGGCGACCGCGACCUGUUCAAGCAGACCAGAAACACACUGAACCGAGAGGUCAGGAAAGCCAGGAGGUGUUACGGGGAGAGCCUGAAGAGACACCUCUCUGCCAAUCCUGAUCCCUCAACAGUGUGGAAAGGUCUGCAGAGCAUCACGGGCUUCAAGAAACGAACGUCCUGUGGAGAGCCCAAGACGCCGCGCCCGCACUCCAGAUCCGCGAGGAGGAAGUGCGCCAGAUGUUCCGGAGACAAAAGACCAGGAAGGCACCGGGCCCAGACGGCGUUUCACCUUCCUGCUUGAAAGUCUGCGCUGAGCAGCUGGCGCCCACCUUUGCACGGAUCUUCAACCGUUCUCUGGAGCUGUGUGAGGUGCCCUCGUGCUUCAAGAGCUCCACCAUUGUUCCAGUGGCCAAGAAGCCCGCCAUCACAGGUUUGAAUGACUACAGACCUGUUGCUCUGAUGAACUCACACCACUCUUAGAGUCUCAUAGUCAUUACUGUGCAAUGACAUCCUGCUCUCCACACCUUUUUUGAAUUUGUCUACACUGUUUGUACGAUGUGUUCUCUCUGCAUCCAUUGCAGCCUGGUCAUCCUGGAUAAGGGACCUUCCCAUCUGUGGUCUCUUUUCAAGGUUUCUCAUUUCCCCUAGCUGGAGUUUUGAGUUUUUCCUUGCCCAUUUGGGAGUUUAAGAUCAGGGGAUGUUUGAGAAUAUUUGCCAUUUUUCACAUGUCCUGAGUGUUGUUAGUCACCUAAAUGUUGAACAGAGGGUGUGAUUUACCGAAGUCAAAUUCCUUGUUUGGCACGCUCAAACAUGGCGAAUAAAAAACUCUUGAAUCUUGAUUGGUCAUCACUCACCCUUGUCCGCUACAUACUCUCUCAUGUUUUCCUGCUCCGCCCUAAAGGAGUUUUUGUGGACUUUUCUCCAUCUUAUUUUUCUGCUCACUGGUAAUGGUUCGUAAAACUAAAGGAUGUAUUUCUAAGCUUGCUGCUGUCUCUCUGAUUUGGAUGUUUUUGAAGUCGGAAAAUAGGCACUCUGAUAUUUUAAUGAAUGAAUCCUUCAUUUACUCUGUGAACGGUUUUCCGCGUUUUAUUAUUUCCCGGGCUGCAACAAAACUUGCAGCAGUAGUAGAGUUUGGAGAUGCAAUCCACUUCUUGAAACUGUUUUUUCGGUCCUCAAAUUUCUCCACCAGCACUGCAAUUGCACCUUUCCUCUCAGUUGCAACUAGGUGAUCGGCAACAAAUUUAGCAUGCUUUAGCUGAAAAUGUCGCUCCAAAUUCGUCUUUUUGUUAUAUGACAACUUCUCAUUGCAAAUCAAACAUGCAGGCAAUGCUUCAGCAUUGGCAAUGAAAGCAAAUAGUUCAGUCUAUUCUUUCUUAUAUCAUCUGUUCUCAUCACUCACACACCUGUUUGUUUACAACUCACCAGUUCUGUGUCAAUUUUAUAAAAAUUAAAAUUGACUGACGCAAACGUGAGUUCAUGUUUUUAUUGAAAACAACAUAGUGCUGACGCCGUACGACAUGGGUUUUUCGCUUUCCAAAUAAGGGGUCGUCACUAAUUAUUUGUGUUUAGAUAAAUGUCUGAGCUAUAAUGGUGUAAUUAAUGAUUAAAACUUGAAAGUAUCUGUUUAUUGUAUUCGUUUAUAUGUUUAAUAAAGACAAAGCCAUCACAAAACUGUUGUAAUUAUUUAGAUUUUGAUCUAAAUUAGCCUUGAAUAAAGACUAAG